This is a messenger RNA of Oncorhynchus masou masou (cherry salmon), 4248 nucleotides long. RefSeq names its product semaphorin-3G-like. The record is from RefSeq and is a predicted model, not a curated record. Gene Ontology annotation, cellular component: plasma membrane. Gene Ontology annotation, biological process: negative regulation of axon extension involved in axon guidance; semaphorin-plexin signaling pathway; neural crest cell migration. The transcript has 16 exons. The coding region runs from base 270 to 2627 and encodes 785 amino acids. Lineage: Eukaryota; Metazoa; Chordata; Actinopteri; Salmoniformes; Salmonidae. Gene Ontology annotation, molecular function: semaphorin receptor binding; chemorepellent activity.
UCUGUUCAGAGGUAGAAACAAACCCACGCUGUCAAGCCCGGCACAGAGAGAGUGGUGGACCCGGAACAAACUAAUAUCUGAUAAAAUUAUGCACGGAGUCUAGAUACAGGAGUGACUGAGUCCUUCACGUUUAUGACAAACAGUUUUAUAACUUAUGAAAAUACAGUGCUACAAUAAUUUUGAAUUUAAAUAUUCGUUUGUUACAGAGGUGAAUUGCAAAACUUCCCAAACUCAAAGAUCUAUCGAAAUUCAAAAGGACAUUUCCAAGGAUGAAGGAAUUAUCAUAUUUCUUCUGCCAGCGGAUGAUUAGGUUUGCUCUUCUUCUAACAACAGUCUCAGCUACCAAGAUGAACGUACCACGACUCAGACUUUCAUACAAAGACCUUGUAGCCACCAACCGGUCCUCUAUCUUCAGUGGUCACCACGGUCAACUCUCCCUGAGCGCUGUGUUUCUGGACGAGUACCAUGACCGCCUGUUCCUGGGGGGCAAAGACGUCCUCUACUCCCUGAGACUGGACCAUACCAACCUGGACUCCAAAGAGAUCUACUGGCCUCCGUUGCCUGGUAACAGAGAUGAAUGUGUCCAGAGAGGGAAAGAUUCUCAGACGGAGUGUGCCAACUUUGUGCGCCUGCUGCAGCCCUAUAACCGCACCCACCUGCUGGCCUGUGGUACGGGUGCCUUCCAACCCAUGUGUACCUAUGUGUACGUGGGUUACCGUGGAGAGCAUGUUUUCACCAUGGACCCUACCAAAAUGGAGAACGGACGGGGGAAGGUUCCUCACGACCCCAGCCUCCCCUUCGCUAGCACCUUAAUUGGUGGGGAGUUAUACACAGGGCUGACUGCAGACUUCCUGGGUAGAGACUCAGUGAUCUUCCGUAGUCUGGGAGGUCGCUCCACCAUGAGGACUGAGACGGACCAGAGACUGCUGCAUGAUCCUAAGUUUGUUGCGGCCCACCUCAUCCCUGAUAAUGAUGACCGUGACAAUGACAAGGUGUACUUCUUCUUCACGGAGAAGGCCAUGGAGGCUGGGAACAGAGAGGGGGCCAUCCACACCCGCGUAGGACGUGUGUGUGCGAAUGAUGCAGGUGGACAGAGAGUGCUGGUGAAUAAAUGGAGCACCUUCAUCAAGGCCAGACUGGUGUGUUCUGUACCUGGGCCUCAUGGCAUUGACACACACUUUGACGAGCUGGAGGAUGUUUUCCUGCUUAGAGGCAAGGAUGAGAAGAACCCAGAUGUUUAUGCCAUCUUCAGCACCAUCAGUAACGUGUUCCAAGGCUUUGCAGUUUGUGUGUACCGUAUGGCAGACAUCAGAGAAGCCUUCAACGGGCCUUUUGCACACAAGGAGGGACCUGACUACCAGUGGGGGGCUUACGAGGGCAGAGUGCCCUAUCCAAGACCUGGGGUGUGCCCCAGUAAGAUCACCAACCAGCCUGGCAGACAGUUUGGCAGUACCAAGGACUUCCCAGACGCAGUGCUCCAGUUUGCCCGAGGGCACCCCCUGAUGUGGCGACCGGUGUACCCGGCCAUGAAGCAGCCUCUGCUGGUCAAGGCCAACUUGCCCUACCGCCUCAAACAGAUCGUGGUGGACCGUGUGGAGGCAGAGGAUGGACAGUAUGACGUCAUGUUCAUAGGCACCGACAUAGGCACUGUUCUGAAGGUCAUUGCAUUGCGCAGCGGCAACACUCUGGACACAGAAGAGGUCACUCUGGAGGAGCUGCAGGUCUUUAAGGUGCCAACUCCCAUUACCUCUUUGGAGAUCUCAGUAAAAAGGCAAGCACUGUACGUGGGUUCUCCGGUGGGUGUGGCCCAGCUGAGGCUUCACAGGUGUGAGACGUAUGGGAAGGCCUGUGCUGAGUGCUGCCUGGCCAGAGACCCCUACUGUGCCUGGGACGGCACCUCCUGCACUCGCUACACCUCGCUCAGCAGACGCCGCUAUCGCCGUCAGGACAUCAAGCAUGGCAACCCGGCCCUGCAGUGUAUGGACCAGAACCUCAGUGUGGAGGAGCUGGAUGUAACAGAAGACAGGGUUGUGUACGGGACAGAGAACAACAGCACCUUCCUGGAGUGUGUCCCCCGCUCCCCACAGGCCACUGUUACAUGGCUGCUCCAACGAGAUGGCCGCAAGGAAGAGGUGAAGCUGGAUGACCGAGUGAUGCAUAUGGAGCAGGGCCUACUCUUCCGCCGCGUGUUCCGUCAGGAUGAGGGUGUGUAUGUGUGUCUCUCCCGUGAGCACGGCUUCACCCAGACCCUCAUCCGCCUCUCCCUGGAGGUCCUGCAAGGGAACACACUGAGUGAGCUGCUGGCCCGUGACGACACCCCCCUCGACGGUCCCCUGGGGGUAAAGGGGUACCGGUCCUGGCCACCCUGCCAUACUUACAGGAGCACCAACCCCCUCAGCCACCUGCGCCCCUGGUUCAAGGACAUCAUGCAGCUGAUCGGCCCGUCCAACCUGCCGCACGUGGAGGAGUACUGUGAGAGGAUGUGGUGCAACGACAAGCUGCGGCGUAAACACAAGAGCAUGCUGGACAAGUACCGGCAGGCACAGGACAGCGUGCGCAAGACCCGCAAUAAGGGCUCCGGGGAACGCAACCGGACGCCGCGGGACGUCAGUAACCGACAGCCGUAGAGGGGAGGCAGAAACAGAUGAAGGGAGGAAAAAGAGAAGGACUACAUGACAUGAUGAAUGAGAGAACGAAGAGGUGGUAGUGAUAUGUAUUGUAGGAAGAUGUACUGCCAACAGGGAUGAGGGUUGAGACUGAUUUGGAGGCAGAAGGGAGGAGGAGAAAGAGAGCGACAGGUACUCAUGGCACUCAUCAACUCUCAUUUGCUUCAUGAAAAACCCUCAACUGUUUCCACAAAGGGACCCUUCUCCUCUCCACGCACCCUUGCAACCUCAGUGUCUCUGUAUGAUUAUGGAUUGACUGUAACAUGCUGCAAAUAGUGUGUGUGUUGGACUGCUACAACUGAUCUCCUUCUACCCAACAUUGCACUCAUUUCUCUUAGGUCAUUGAGCCCAUUCCAUGUUACCCAUUCUGUGACUGCUUCUGUGUUCUUCGCUCUGUACCCCUUAAAACUGCAUUUCCGGAGCCUUUGCCUUACCCUGCACCUCAACACACCCUACACUGCUAUGGCUCACUUCAUAUACAGUCAGAAAGUUAACCGUUAUUUUUUAGCAGUGUAAUCCCACCACCCUGCAAAUGAUUCACAACAGCUAAUUCUGUCCACACAUACUCACACACACUGUUGAGCGAACAUACAAGCACACUCACACAACCAUCACUCAACCAGCCAUAACAACACACAAGCACACUCACACAACCAUCACUCAACCAGCCAUAACAACACACAAGCACACUCACACAACCAUCACUCAACCAGCCAUAACAACACACCAGACAAUUGCUUUAACUGGAAGUUGCCAUGAGACGAUUGUUGACGGUUCAACAGAGAAAAGGCCUGUUUGUUGCUUUGUAUUAUCAGCUAGACUCCAGGUCCCACCAUUCCUUUGUGUGUCGUAGGUGUUGUUCUCACUCCUGACAAAGGAAGGAAAAUAAAAAGGGUCAUUGGCGCUGGCUGAAUGUUCUGCUGAUGCUUUGUAAACAUUGGUUCUUCAUUUAAAUACAGGAUUUCUGUCUCCGUUGUUGAAAUACAAUGUUUCACUAACAUACUUCACCGGAAGCUCUCCUUCCACGGGCGCUGGUUAUAGCGGAGGGUGGGAGAGUGAGAGCAAUUAUUAGCCUCCUGUCCUCCUGUCCUCCCCUUUCUCUCCAAAUAUUGUUUCUGAUCGUAUGUUAGACCGACCAGAUGUGACGGAGAGAGUGUCGCAGGACUUGUAUAGACAAGAAUGGGGAGUUGAUGACUAUUGAUGAUUGGAUUACUGUAGGUAUGUCCUGGUUUGAGUGGUUCACUAUACAGUACCAGAUCUUAUUCUGGUUGGUUAUAAAGAUGGCAUUAACACAGUAUUUUUCACCAAAAGGGAAAAUAUACUGCUCCACACAACACAAUAGCUUAUGGCACACAACUAUGCAAAAACAGGAUUGUUGAGUAACUAAAAAAAACAAUAACAGUGAAUAUGAAUAAAACAAUGAAAAGGUUACUGACAAAAUGCCAUUUGUUUUAGAUUUUUCUGGAGCUCCAUCUCGCAGUUACUAUCAGCAAUAGUUUAUUGAACAAAACAGUCGUUUUGACAUGCUUUGUUUUGAAAAUGUCAUUCUUAGACUACAACAUAAAGUGAGACUUCCAAUGUC